UUUACAUAAGGUGUACACACGUACGUGUGUGCUUAUCAGGUGUAUCGAUAUGAGGAAGAUAUGUACCAGUAUAUUAUUAGUAAAUACAGGUCGUGUUAGACUUACUGAGUGUACUUCAAACCGAAAGUGACUAUAUUCGUAAAGGAAUUAAGACUACAUACAUGGAUAUCUAUAUAUAGCACAUUUUUAUUUAUAAUUCUCAUGCGUGGCGUUUCAGGAAUGAACUCGACAACAGUAACAUUGGUUGUAUGCGUAAGGGCCUGUUGUUUCGCCCUGUUUCUGUACUCGUUUCUGACAAUUCAUAUAUCUUUGUCGGCAGUGCUAGCUUUCUUUCUCUUUCUGGCUUCCGUCUAUAUACCGAGGAUCGUUAAGAUUGUUAUAGAAUCGAGAACACCAACGAAGGAAUUGACAACAAAGCAAAUCAUUGACGAACUCUAUCCGAAAGUGAAACCGGAAGAACUUCAACAGGAUGUAGCCAAGUCAGUUGCCGCCCACGUGACGUAUGACGCAGAACGAGUCCGCAGCAUCGACAACUUCAAUGUGGUCAAACAAAAUACUGAAUGUGUAUUCGCAAAGAAAGCAAGGUUAUGGGGAUCUAAGGAUUGGACAGGAGGGCUGAGUCUUGAAGAAAAUAUUCACAGAUUAUCGCCAACGUUUUUAAUGUUUUCCAUGAUGUGUCGACAACACCGUCUGGAUGGUUUUGUAAUAGAAUUACCACUGGACCCGUAUGUCUCAGAUAUUGAGCAUUUUUCUGACAGUGUUCGCCGAGUUCUGCAAGUCCUCUCUGAUCUGGACCCUAAAGGAUCUAGAUGUAUGGAUACAAUCGGGACGAGGAAUCAAAGAGGAUGGGUCUUUGAAUUUAAUGACAUCACCUAUUUUAUUACAACUUUUGCUCCAUUUUAUCCAGACACGAAUUCGCGUCAUUCGUUUGGUUCUCGAAAUGGCUUCAUUCUAUUUCAACCGGAAAUUAGUUUUGCAUUACAUAAUUUACCAUCUGAUACCCCGCACACGAACUGGGAUCGACCCGUCACUGUCCGGGAUAAGAUACGAGUUGCAUUUCGAGACGCCGGAAGGGAGUACGAGAUCCCGACAUCGCUUUUCAGACCUCUUGCCUGGGAUGUAGUUCGACCAUUAUAUAAUGAGGAACCAGUUAUCAGAUGGUGGGAGAAAAUUCAAAAGAGUGAUUCAAACUCUUAAACUGCCUUUACAGUGUAAUACUCCCCUUAUUCUACUUGUAAUUUUGCAACAUACUGAGCAUCUCGCUGAGAGAAAUUUUACUUAACCAACAUCUGUUUUUUUCAAAAGUCGUUUAAAUUUAUAAGGUUACAUGUUGAUACACGCAAUUGCUAAUACAGUAAUUCGUUCUCGAAAAUGAAAAACGUAUUUUUACGUGUAUGUGUUUCAUUGUUCGAUAGUUCAUUAAAUGGUUUAUAUAAGGACAGGUCAACAUUGAUGUUCACAUAGACAUAUUUAUCAGACUUGUGUAUUCUAUAUUAUCAGGCAUGCUGCUUCGCUUAAAUAUAGAAAGUGUUAAUAGCUCUCUCUUUGAUCUUUAAAAAGUACCCAUGCAUAUAGUUCAUGUAACUGUCAAAGGGACAUAUGUAUAUGAGGACAUGUGUUUAGUGCGAAACCGUAGAGUGUUGGAAUGUUCUACUAGUUAGCAGGAACAAGCAUGACACAAGUGUGAAAUAUAACUAACAAAUCUAUUUCUUAAUUCACUGAAUUAUCCAGCGACCAAAAGACGUGUUAGUGGUGUAGCAUACAGCCUAGUUUGACCGAUACAUCCAAAACGAUAGCAUGCCAUCCCAUUCGGUCACUUUACACUGAUUACGGGCCAACCAGCCUUUACCGUAAAACGUUUCACAGAGCAUUAAAGACCAAUUCUAUACAUUUCCGGUCUGGAUACAGAACCCAUAAUUUUCCUCGUCUUCAUUGGUUUAAGUUAAUGUUGUUAGGUUGUUUUUUUUUUGUCUUAUUUUAUUUUUGUUUUCUUUUAACUAGUGACUUUUUAUAUAUAGCAAUAUCGCUACGCUGCGCCUUAUAUGAAUAUGCCAACAUCCUCAUGUGUAUUUAAACCAUACAACAAUCUCGCCCUUUCUGAGUCAUAUUAUUAUAUUUUCAUUCUGAGUGUUGAUUCUUUAUAUGAACAUACUAAGUAAAAACAGCAAACAUGUGACCAUGAAAACACUAUAAAUAGGUAAGAAAAAAAUCGUUUCAUGUACUGAUUUUCAAGAGAAUACAUCAAUUAAAUAUCAAUACGUCAGAAAAUAGUACCCAUUUCAUUUCCGUCAAUAGUGUUCGUUUUUUAUACGUUCAAUGUAACAGCCUGGGUCAUUUAAGGACGUGCCAGGUUUUGGAGGAGGAGGGUAGCCGGAGAAAAAUUACCAGCCUACGGUCAGUACCAGGCAACUGCCCCACGAACUCUCAACCCAGAAGUGGAGAGCUAGUGAUAAAGUGUCUGUACACCUUAACCACUCGGUCGACGCGGUCCCUGAAUUGUAUUCUCUUUGCCAUCUAUUCACACACAAUAAAUCUGGUUUAACAAAAA
Messenger RNA from Pecten maximus, 2548 nucleotides. RefSeq lists its product as uncharacterized. The transcript has 5 exons. NCBI's taxonomy places the organism in Eukaryota, Metazoa, Mollusca, Bivalvia, Pectinida, Pectinidae. The record is from RefSeq and is a predicted model, not a curated record. The coding region runs from base 202 to 1197 and encodes 331 amino acids.